AUGAGCGAGGCCAGCCGCGUGUGCUCAGGCUACUACAGCCUCAACCACAGCUUCGUGGAGCCCUUCCAGUGCCCCCGGCGCGGUGAGGGGGCCACUCUCCGCUACUGCUGCGGCUUCGCCGACCUCAAGUACUGCUGCGGCGAGCCGGGUAGCUACUUCCCCUACAAGCACAGCUACAUGUGGAGCCUCAGCAUUGGUGCCCUGAUUGGAUUGGGAAUUGCUGCCCUUGUUUUACUUGCAUUUGUCAUCAGCGUCUGUGUCCUUUGCUAUUUAUUUCUGUAUACAAAACCUCAGAGAUUAGAUAAUGGCCUUAAACUUCAACAUCUAGAGACUUCUUCCAUUCAAAAAGGCAACUCAAACAGAAAAACCAAACUCCCAAAUUCAAAUGUCGCAUCAAAUUCAACAAAUGAAACAUCCUAUGAAGCUGAUGAUAUAAUUCAAGAAAAAACAAUGGACACAGCACAAAUCAACAUUGGUUAUUAACUAAAAUUUUCAUGUUGUGCAAGUUCACUGGAGAGACAGAACAGUACAAAUAGUGAAUUUCAAAUAUAGCGUAUAGCUACUUUUCAAAAAUUUGCCAUUCACAAAGCAAGACAGCCACAUUUUUGAUCCUUCAACUAAUUUAUUAAAUACCCACUAAGGUUUAUGGUAAAUUUUCAUGUGCAUAAGUUUACUUUUAUUUGCUAAAUAAU
This is a messenger RNA of Talpa occidentalis (Iberian mole), 692 nucleotides long. It is a transcript of the gene SHISAL2B, whose product is annotated as shisa like 2B. The coding region runs from base 1 to 483 and encodes 160 amino acids. NCBI's taxonomy places the organism in Eukaryota, Metazoa, Chordata, Mammalia, Eulipotyphla, Talpidae. The record is from RefSeq and is a predicted model, not a curated record. The transcript has 3 exons.